UGCAGCGCUACCUCCGGCAAGUCACCUAAUCUCUCCGGGCCUCCUUUCCCCAGCCAUGCAAAACAGGAGAGGUGAAUUUGAAAAAGUACAAUUUCCCUAAUAGCUAAAGCUCUUGGGGCGUCUGACCCCAGAUCCAGGCCUAUCCCAGGUCUUAGGCAACCGGGACAGACCGACACUGGCUUCACUGAAAAGGGACCCAAACUCGGCGGUCACAUGAUGCUGGGGACCCGCGAGCGAGGAGGAGGGUGGCGGUGUUGGGUGAGGCGUGCGUACGUCACGUGAAGGUUAGGAGGCGUAGAAAACUUCCUCUGCCCUUUUUUAACAGGGUCGUCGGGAGUCACGUGCCUCCCCCCUCCCCCUCCCGACUUUCUCGGCUGGGCCCUCUUUUGGUUCCGCCUUGUACCGAGCCCUUUUAGCUAGGGCACUGACGCCGGAAAUCCCGACAGCGAAGGCAGCCCCGGCGGUGUGCGGGGGACGUAGUCUCCAGAGGCAAGAGGGGCAGGCCGGAAGUGCCUCGGUCUCGGCGACUGGGCGGCAGAGCCGUUGACGGUGAACACACACACACACAUACACUCACAUACACAUACACACUCACGCAUCUACACACACACACACACACACACACACACACCGGAAGCCGCUGGUCAGAGACACAGGCGGAGGCGGCAGCUGCAGCGGAGACCGAGGCCGAGGCAGGCCGCGGUGCCCACCCUGUUCCCUAGUGCCAGUGUUCCUCCCACCGCUGGGCCGACCGGGCCGGUCACCAUGGAGCCCGGGGCGGCGGAGCUGUACGACCAGGCGCUGUUGGGCAUCCUGCAGCACGUGGGCAACGUCCAGGAUUUUCUGCGGGUGUUGUUCGGUUUCCUUUACCGCAAGACCGACUUCUACCGUUUGCUGCGCCACUCGGCGGAUCGCAUGGGCUUUCCCCCCGGGGCGGCCCAAGCCAUGGUGCUGCAGGUAUUCAAAAAUUUUGAGUACAUGGCUCGUCAAGAUGAUGAGAGGAGAAGAAAAGAACUUGAAGAGAAAAUGAGAAGAAAGGAAGAGGAGGAAGCUAAUGUGGCAGUGACUGCUGAAAAAGUCCCAGCCCCAGCCCAGGAGGUGGAGAUAGACUCAACCACAGAGUGUGGUGCUGCUGCAGGGGCUGCUGGGCAUCAGGAAAAGAAGAGGGCAAAGCCCCCUGUGCCUUCAGGGGCUGAGCAGGAGGCAGGUCACAGCUCUAGGGAUGCAGAACUUCCAGCAAUAGCUGUUGCUGAUGUUCCGGUUGAACCACCGGCCCUUCCCAAGAGACAGGAGCAGUUCCAGAAAAACCCUGACAGUUACAAUGGUGCUGUACGUGAGAACUACACCUGGUCUCAAGACUACAGUGACCUCGAGGUUAAGGUGCCAGUGCCCAAGCAUGUCCUGAAAGGGAAACAGGUGUCUGUGGAUCUCAGCAGUAGUUCUAUUCGUGUGGCAAUACUAGAAGGGAAUGGAGAACGUAUUCUCAUGGAAGGAAAAUUCACCCAUAAAAUCAACACUGAAAGUUCUUUAUGGAGCCUUGAGCCAGGGAAAUGUGUCUUGAUUAAUCUGAAUAAGGUUGGAGAGUAUUGGUGGAGUGCUAUCUUGGAAGGAGAAGAGCAAAUUGACAUUGACAAAAUAAACAAGGAACGUUCAAUGGCCACAGUGGAUGAAGAGGAACAUGCUGUACUGGAUAGAUUGACCUUUGACUACCACCAAAAACUACAGGGCAAACCCCAGAGCCAUGAGCUGAAAGUCCAUGAGAUGCUGAAGAAGGGAUGGGAUGCUGAAGGCUCCCCCUUCCGAGGCCAGAGAUUCGACCCAUCCAUGUUCAACAUCUCCCCAGGGGCUGUGCAGUUUUAAUGACCAGAAGGAAAGGAAAGUCACUCGAGUCAAGCACUUGGAAGUAGAGGAUAAGGCAGAGAGAGGCCGUUUUGUGUGGGCUCUUUCCCUCCUGCUUUUCCUCCAUGGCUCCCAUGCAUGCCUGGGACUCAUCUUGUCACCCCUGUAACCAUCUUUAUUUUCAGGGGGUGUUGGAUACCCCACCCUACCCCUCCAGAUCUUCCCCCCCUGUUUCAGGGAAGGAGAGGGGAAAGUAGAGGGAAGGGUAAUGCAUAGCAACUGCUGUGGCUGAUGCCAAGUUAGGGUAUUUGUUAUGCAUGAGGGAGAUGGCCUGGCAAAUGCAGGAUUACAUACUCCCGUCACCACGGUAACCAGCCACUGCAAGCUGCAUUUUCUUUCCUUCUGUGUUCUCUGCUUGCUGUUGUUUUGAUGCGAUUCUGCUCAGUUCUCUUUAGGGGAUAGGGAGGGGGGUGUGGGGGAAGGGAGUUGCUGUUGCUGGGUUUUUCCCUGCAGUUGUUGAAGUGAUUUGGAGUUGUGUGACUUAUGUGUGCUGAUGAGAAAUGGCUCUAUGAUGGCUGCUUCAGGCUGUACUGUUUCAGGAAGCCCCUUAGUUUGGCCUUUUGUUCAAACACUCCAUAUUCAUUCUUGCUCAUCAAAUUUGUUAAGUCCUAUUUUUUCCUGCCUUUGGGUGCCUCCCAGGCACUAGCAGUAGGAGGUUGAAGCUGCCCCCACAGUGGCAGAAACCUGCCUAGUUGGGAUUCUGGUAUCUUUAUUUGCUCCUCUCUUAAUGAACCAGGCCCAGAUACUGGUAGGAAGCUCAAAUUCUCCCAGCAAGGAUCUGCUGCAGGUAGAGAUUUCUGUCUCAGGAAAGAGUAUAGGAUAGGAGUCUCUAAUCAUGGCUUUCUCUGAGGCCAGGGAAAGUCAGACUAGCACCUAUUCAUCCCUGUGCUGGCCAUGUAUUCUGUCCCACUCUUAUAUAAAUAAAGGGACUUUUAACUGCCAUUCUUCUUACAUAUUUUACCCUCAAGUUUAUUUUCAGCCUCAAUGAUCCACAGUUUGUAUUUUGUUUACAUAUAUCUCCUGGGUGAAUAUAGAGUUCAAGUAGGAGGCAGGACAAUCUCUAGGAAAAGAAGAUUUCAACAUACAAUGAAUGACAGGUUUGCCCUCUGUUGAAGGGCCCAAACCAGUUGAAAUCCUCAUGAUUAAUGGGUAGCCUGCACAGGAUAUCUUUGAUGCCCCCAAGGGCAUCCAAUGGAACCAUUGUUGUCCCUGAAGAAUAAUUGUAGCAAGGGGUGGGGAGGGGAGGAUAAGAGUGCUGGCUUCUUUGUAAAGAACAGACAGAGUCAGAAAUGUCAGGAACUUGGUACUCUCAAAAUCAUGCUCUGUAGGAGCUGAAUACAGUUUAUAUCUUUGUUCCCAUUUGUUCCUACUAUGCAGCAGUGGUCAUUUAGGUUACUUAGGAGAAAGAACCUUAUUAGCAUCUAAAAACAACUGUUUUACUAAUCUGUGCUAUUGACCAGGAUGACUUCCACUAUAAAACGGCUACAGGUGAGUGUUCCUUCUUAAGUCUAGGAACAGAUACUCUUUACCUCUUUGCUUGUUCAAGGACACUUGUUUUUCAGUGUUCCUUAGAAACAGAACACGUUAUUGUUGGCUCAAAAGAUAAAAACAUAGCCCACUUUUUCCCAAUCCUAUUUGACCACCACUCAGAAAAUAAAGCCUUUUAGGUUCACAUAGCAUCAUAUAUUUGAUAACAAAUAAUCCAGGAAUGUAAAUGAAAUCAAAAUUUUUUUAUUUCCUUGAGAAAUGUUUCUUCACCCCAGAACCCCAUCCCAGUUUAUGGUCACUCAUAAUUGAUGCCUACAUAUUCUUAUUGUGACCUUUUUCUGAAAAAAUUAUAGACUGUUUUUAAUGGAACAAAUAGUUCCUCAUGCUCAUCUAUCUACUCCUAUGAGGAGUAGGUAGGAUCAGCAGCUUAGUGAUCUUAUUGAGGCUCCAUCAUAUCAGAGUCAAUCAGUGAUUUACAACUUAUUUCUGGCCACACCAUUUUCCCGGCAGUCCUUAGGGGAAAGCUACUCGACUUUCAUUCCUAAGGAACUUUCCACAGAACAUGUCAUGUUUUCUUCAUAAAAGAUCAAGGUUGUUCUCUUGAGUUGGAUAAUGAAUUUCUUCAGGAUCAGAGGUGUUAAGGUGUCCAGGUGAUUUUGGGGGCAGCAUCAACUUAUUCCAAACAGUUAAAGGCUCCUAAAAAGUCUAAUCUUUCCUUUUGGGGAAGUUAUGGCAGGUAACACCAUAUUGUCACUAAGGCUAUGGUUUUUAUGAAUUAGAAUAGAACCUUUCUCUACUAACACAUAGCAAAAAUCCAAUGCCUGUUAUAAGGGGUUUGUGCUUUGACACUUGCUUAAAAUACAAGGGUCUCCGCUCAUUUUUCUCUUGAGGUCACACAAAAGGGUGUGAGGCUAACACACCUUCAUCCCAAAGUAGCAUUUCCCAGACUGAAUGCUCUAUGUCUAAAAGACUCUUUUGUUUUAAAUUUUUCAAUGAAGUUUAUAUGUACCUCUUGAACCUGCAGUGGUGUUGGUUCCUCUCUUAUUGUUCUUAGUAUUUUUUUAAUUCACAGUUAUGCCACCUCCUUAAGCACUCAUGAUAUAGGAGCUUUACAGAAGGGCAUAGUUGGUUUGGUUAAAGCAGGGACAACAGAUAAUCUGUCCAUAAACUACUGGAAGAUUUUUAAAGUACUCACUUCUAUUGUAAAUGCUCUUCCCUCUACUCAGGGCAUCAUUUGGUAGUGCCCUAAUGUGGCUCAGGAUUUCUCUCUUCUAUUAGGAGGUGUCAAAUGAUAGAAGAACUACUAGUAUGCUCCUAUUAAAAAAAAAUGAAACCACUACACAAAAAUAGGAACUUUUAGGAGUGUUUAAUUGCAUUACAAGAGGACUUGCUAAAAAGAUUCCUUUUAGUAGUAAACUUCUCUGGUGUAUAUUAAGUGACUAGACUUGUAAAACUUGGACUUAGACCCAUUCUUCCAGGACAUACAUUAAUCACAUCUCUGUAUGUUUAUACCUUCAUCUCUUCCUCUGUAAUGAUUUGCUUUCUCUUAAAUAUCUUCCCCACCCUUUCUGUCCAUGUGCCAGUCCAGCCCUUUAGAGUCAGUGCACACUACCUGUUUUCUUUGUUUUAGAACCGACAACAGCAACUUGGCCACUAAGUUCCAUCAACAGUGAUUCAGAGGAAAGCAGGGCAACUCAUUUCCCUUCUCCAUGGGAGCCAAAGACUGUAGGGUGUGCUACAUCCUGAGGCCGCUCUCCUUCACAUACUCCACAUUUCUGUGUUGGUUUGCAAUAAAUCUGUAUUUAAGCA
Monodelphis domestica (gray short-tailed opossum) is the source of this 5196-nucleotide messenger RNA. It is a transcript of the gene NUDCD3, whose product is annotated as NudC domain containing 3. The record is from RefSeq and is a predicted model, not a curated record. Gene Ontology annotation, biological process: protein folding. NCBI's taxonomy places the organism in Eukaryota, Metazoa, Chordata, Mammalia, Didelphimorphia, Didelphidae. Gene Ontology annotation, cellular component: cytoplasm.